CUCUCUCUCUCUCUCCGCGUUAUUUCUUCUUCCUACUGCCAUACACCUAUAUCGAUCUGCGAUUCAUGACUCAGAAUCCGCGUCUCGCUCGCAAUUCCAAAUAAACCGAACAAAUUUCCACCCUUCAGUUUACCCCCAAACCCUAAUCCUCUCCUCACAUCGACUUGUACUUCCGUCCGCCCCUAUAGGUCACAGCACUCGACGCCCAUGACCACGACUCCGAACCAGUGACAGUAGAAUCUCACGGGGAGAAGAACGAGGAGGGGAAGAAGAAAGAGGCGGUAGAUAUAUACAUAUCGACCAUAUGGAAGAGAACGGGGAGGAGAAGCUGAUCGCGGCCGUCCGCCACAUCGCCAAGACGCUGGGACGGACCGAGACCAUGGCCGAGGACAUCCUCCAGGUCUUCUCCGCCUUCGAUGGCCGCUUCUCCCUCGACAAGCUAUCGUCCGAUCGCCCACACCCCCGCCGACGCAGCCCCGCUGACUCCCCUGCUGCUGGUACCGCUGUCGCGGGCGGCGGCGGAGCAACGGCUGGAGGACGGGAGGCGGACGACCCCCGGCCGCCCCUGGAGCGCACCAUCCGCACCCUCGACCGUCAGAUCUCCCGCUUCGUCGCCUCCGAUCGCCUCAUCUGGUCCGAUGCAGCCGACGCCGCCGCGUUCCUCGAGGCCGUUGACGACCUCCUCGCCACCAUGCGCGACCUCGAGUCCCCUUCCGGCACCGGUGACAAAUCCCUCUUCGACCGCACCGACGACCUCCUCCAGCGCUGCAUGCUCCGCCUCGAGGAGGAGUUCCGCGCCAUCCUCGACCGGCCCGACGGCUUUGCCGCCGCCGGUGGCAUCUCCACCCCUCCCUCCGAGGACUCCGACUCCGACGGCGCUGAUGAGGGCGAGGACCAUGUUCCCGUCGCCGCCCCCGUCAACGACUAUAACCUCGUGAUCGACGCUCUGCCCCCAGGCUCCAUCGCCGACCUCCACGCGAUCGCCCGCCGCAUGGUCGACGCCGGGUUCGGCCGCGAGUGCGCCGAGGCCUACGGCGUGUCCCGCCGCGGCUUUGUCGACGAGUCCAUCGCCCGGCUCGGUCUCCGCCCCCGCGCCGCAGACGAGGUCCAGGCCACUCCCUGGGCCGACCUCGAGGACGAGAUCGCCCGCUGGGUCAAGGCAGCCAAGAUGGCCUUUCUCAUCCUCGUCCCCAGCGAACGACGUCUCUGUGAUCGCGUCUUCGCCUCCCUGCCCCCCUUCGCCGACCUCGCCUUCGCCGCCGCCUGCCGCCCCGCGGCCGCUGGUCUUCUUUGCUUCGCUGAUGCUAUCGCGGCCGGUCCCCGCGAGCCCGAGCGCCUCUUCCGCCUCGUUGACAUGUACGAGGCUCUCCAUGACCUCCUCCCCGAGCUCGAUCAUCUCCUCUCGGAGCAGUACUCUGCCACCCUCCGCGCCGAGGUCGCGGCCUCGCACAGGGCCCUGGGGGCGGCGAUCCGGGGGAUAUUUAUCGAGCUCGAGAACCUGAUCCGUCGGGAUCCGGCGAAGGCCGCUGUCCCCGUUGGCGGUCUUCACCCGAUCACCCGCUAUGUGAUGAACUACCUCCGAGCGGCGUGCGCCUUUCGGCGGACCCUGGAAGAAGUCAUGGAGGAGGAUGCCACCGGGGUCACCAUACCGCCCGACCCCCACCACCCGUCCUCGUCCUCCUUGUCCCUCCAGGUCGCAUGGAUCAUGGAUGUCCUGCAGUCGAACCUCGAGGCCAAAUCCAAGGUUUACCCGGAGCCGCCUCUCAGCUUCAUUUUCCUGAUGAACAACGGCCGGUACAUGACCCAGAAGGCCAGGGACAGCGAGCUGGGCGCCCUGCUGGGGGAGGACUGGAUCCGGCGGCAGAUGGCGAUGGUGCGGCGGUGGGGCAACGACUACCAGCGAACGACGUGGACCAAAGUAGUGGCGGUGCUGCGGAUGGACGGCAUCGGCGGGGCCGCGGCGUCGUCGUCGGCCGCGGCCGGGAAGGCGAUGCGGGAGCGCCUGCGGAUGUUCAACACCUACGUGGAGGACAUCUGGAAGGUGCAGGUCGGGUGGUUGGUUGUGGACGAGCAGCUGCGUACAGAGCUGCGCCUGGCCAUCGGGGCGCUAGUGCUGCCGGUCUACCGCAACUUUGUCGCGCGGCUGCGCCAGGCCGGGGAGGUCGGCAGGCAGAUUGACCGCCAUCUGAAGUACAGCGUCGAGGAUGUGGAGACCAGAAUCAACGAGCUGUUCGAGGGGGCACGCAGGUGGUAGCUGUUAUCAGCAGCAGCAAGAGAGAGUGGCCGCUUUCAGUGAUGAAGGCUAAGUUGUUCCCAAGUAAUGAAACCUACUUGUGUUGCCCGUACGAAGGCGUUCCUUGUUGUUGUUAGACUCAGUAGCUCUUGGAUGUAUAUGUAUGCUGGGGGUUUGCUGCCCCAAUAGACCACAAUGCAAUCUUCUACGAUUUAAAUUGGUUGUUCUUUUCA
This is a messenger RNA of Musa acuminata AAA Group (dessert banana), 2466 nucleotides long. RefSeq names its product exocyst complex component EXO70B1. The record is from RefSeq and is a predicted model, not a curated record. Gene Ontology annotation, biological process: exocytosis. The transcript has a single exon. Gene Ontology annotation, molecular function: phosphatidylinositol-4,5-bisphosphate binding. Bases 305 to 2254 code for a protein of 649 amino acids. Lineage: Eukaryota; Viridiplantae; Streptophyta; Magnoliopsida; Zingiberales; Musaceae. Gene Ontology annotation, cellular component: exocyst.